Odobenus rosmarus divergens (Pacific walrus) is the source of this 2757-nucleotide messenger RNA. RefSeq names its product excision repair cross-complementing rodent repair deficiency, complementation group 3 (gene ERCC3). NCBI's taxonomy places the organism in Eukaryota, Metazoa, Chordata, Mammalia, Carnivora, Odobenidae. Gene Ontology annotation, biological process: transcription initiation at RNA polymerase II promoter; nucleotide-excision repair; embryonic organ development. The transcript is spliced from 15 exons. The record is from RefSeq and is a predicted model, not a curated record. The coding region runs from base 85 to 2433 and encodes 782 amino acids. Gene Ontology annotation, cellular component: nucleotide-excision repair factor 3 complex; transcription preinitiation complex; transcription factor TFIIH holo complex. Gene Ontology annotation, molecular function: DNA binding; 3'-5' DNA helicase activity; ATP binding.
GAGCUUCCGGUGUGAAGCGGAAGUCCCCCUGGGAGGAGCCGCCGCUGGGACCCGUGGCACCGGCUUUUUGGUGCUGUAGCUGCCAUGGGCAAAAGAGACCGGGGGGACCGCGAUAAGAAGAAGUCCAAGAAGCGGCACUACGAGGAUGAAGAAGAAGAUGAAGACGACGUCCCUGGGAACGACUCUCAGGAAGCGGUCCCCUCGGCGGCCGGGAAGCAGGUGGAUGAGUCCGGCACCAAAGUGGAUGAAUAUGGAGCCAAGGACUACAGGUUGCAGAUGCCGCUGAAGGACGACCACACCUCGAGGCCUCUCUGGGUGGCUCCUGAUGGCCACAUCUUCUUAGAAGCCUUCUCUCCAGUUUACAAAUAUGCUCAAGACUUCCUGGUGGCCAUCGCAGAGCCAGUGUGCCGACCAACCCAUGUGCAUGAGUACAAACUAACUGCCUACUCCCUGUAUGCAGCUGUCAGUGUUGGGUUGCAAACCAGUGACAUCACUGAGUACCUCAGGAAGCUCAGCAAAACGGGAGUCCCUGAUGGAAUUAUUCAGUUUAUUAAGUUGUGUACUGUCAGCUAUGGAAAAGUCAAGCUGGUCCUGAAGCACAACAGGUACUUCGUUGAAAGUUCCCACCCUGAUGUCAUCCAGCAUCUUCUCCAGGAUCCAGUGAUCCGGGAAUGCCGCCUGCGGAACUCUGAGGGGGAGGCUACAGAGCUCAUCACAGAGACCUUCACCAGCAAGUCUGCCAUUGCCAAGACUGCUGAAGGCAGUGGUGGGCCUUCUACUUCCCGGGUGACAGAUCCACAGGGUAAAUCUGACAUCCCCACGGACUUGUUUGACUUUUAUGAACAAAUGGACAAGGAUGAGGAAGAAGAAGAAGAGACCCAGACAGUGUCUUUUGAAGUCAAGCAGGAAAUGAUUGAGGAACUCCAGAAACGUUGCAUCCACCUGGAGUACCCUUUGUUGGCAGAAUAUGACUUCCGGAAUGAUUCCGUUAACCCUGAUAUCAACAUUGACCUGAAACCCACAGCUGUCCUUAGACCUUAUCAGGAGAAGAGCUUGCGGAAGAUGUUUGGGAACGGACGUGCCCGUUCUGGGGUCAUUGUCCUUCCUUGUGGUGCUGGGAAGUCCCUGGUUGGCGUGACAGCUGCAUGCACUGUGAGAAAGCGCUGUCUGGUGCUGGGCAACUCAGCUGUGUCUGUGGAACAGUGGAAAGCCCAGUUCAAGAUGUGGUCCACCAUCGACGACAGCCAGAUCUGCCGCUUCACCUCCGACGCCAAGGACAAGCCCAUAGGCUGCUCCAUUGCCAUUAGCACCUACUCCAUGCUGGGCCACACCACCAAAAGGUCUUGGGAGGCUGAGCGAGUCAUGGAGUGGCUCAAAACUCAGGAGUGGGGCCUCAUGAUCCUGGAUGAAGUCCAUACCAUACCAGCCAAGAUGUUCCGACGGGUGCUCACCAUCGUGCAGGCCCACUGCAAGCUGGGUUUGACCGCAACCCUCGUCCGGGAAGAUGACAAAAUCGUCGAUUUAAAUUUUCUGAUUGGGCCCAAGCUCUACGAAGCCAACUGGAUGGAGCUGCAGAACAACGGCUACAUAGCCAAAGUCCAGUGUGCUGAGGUUUGGUGCCCAAUGUCUCCCGAGUUUUACCGGGAGUAUGUGGCAAUUAAAACCAAGAAACGAAUCUUGCUGUACACCAUGAACCCCAACAAAUUCAGAGCCUGCCAGUUUCUGAUCAAGUUUCAUGAAAGGAGGAAUGACAAGAUUAUUGUCUUUGCUGACAACGUGUUUGCCCUGAAGGAAUAUGCCAUUAGGCUGAACAAACCCUAUAUCUAUGGUCCUACAUCCCAAGGAGAGAGGAUGCAAAUUCUCCAGAAUUUCAAGCACAACCCCAAAAUCAACACCAUCUUCAUAUCCAAGGUGGGCGACACAUCGUUUGAUCUGCCAGAAGCAAAUGUUCUCAUUCAGAUCUCAUCUCAUGGUGGCUCCCGGCGGCAAGAGGCCCAGAGGCUGGGGCGAGUGCUCCGAGCCAAAAAAGGGAUGGUUGCCGAGGAGUACAAUGCCUUCUUCUACUCAUUGGUGUCCCAGGACACACAGGAAAUGGCUUACUCCACCAAGCGGCAGAGGUUUUUGGUAGAUCAGGGUUAUAGCUUUAAGGUGAUCACAAAGCUUGCUGGCCUGGAGGAAGAAGAGCUGGCAUUUUCGACGAGGGAAGAGCAGCAGCAGCUCUUACAGAAAGUCCUGGCGGCCACCGACCUGGAUGCCGAGGAGGAGGUGGUGGCAGGGGAGUUUGCCUCCAGAUCCAGCCAGGUAUCUCGGCGCUUUGGCACCAUGAGCUCCAUGUCUGGGGCUGAUGACACCGUGUACAUGGAGUACCACUCGGCUCGGAGCAAGGCUUCCACGAAGCACGUGCACCCACUUUUCAAGCGCUUCAGGAAAUGACGUCCGUAGGGUCAUGUGGGUGAAGGCUGGGUGCUCGGCACCAACACUGGAUAGGGAUUUUGCACAUCCUCAUUUGCUCCAGCAUUGGCCAAACUGAUGUAGAUGCAACGCUUGUUAACUGUGUUGAAGAAAAUGCAUCAAGAACUUGGUUCUGUCUUCAUGGGUCGUCCAGGGCUUAAAAAAAGUUGGGAGACUCUGUUUUUGGGUUUUUUUUUUCAGACCCCUUUUCAGUCAUGGGCAGUAGUCAUUCCUGUAUAUAAAUAUUUGUAAUAUUUCAGAUGUAUUUAUCUUAAUGUUCUGAGUAAACAGAAAUGGAGCAUUUGA